UGGGGCGACGAAAAUCCCUUCACCUUACCCUAUUCAUUUUGAUACUUUGGAUAUCAUUCUCAGAGCAAUUUUUACGUUCCAACAAGUUGUAAGACAAAGAAAUUUCUGCAAAAUUAGCCGUCACUUGCGGCCAACGAAAUCAACGAGAAUGGGUCUGAAGCGCUUUGUUUCAACUCUGCUGCGCAAGUCGCCGAUCUGCCCGGCGGAGCCCGGAAAGUUGGCUGCCGGCUGCCCAGCCGUGUUCGCCGAGGACGGCAUGUGGAGUGCCAAGUUCAUCGCCCGAGCUGACCCGGCCAGGAUCCGCGGACAGGUCCUCAAGCAACCGCCCGGCCGCAAGGACGCCGAGCUGACGCCCUCUUUUAGACUCCCACGCAAGCGUUCCUGGCUGCAGAGGCGCAUGGUUCCCUCAUAGACAGCGUGGUCAAAUUUCCAGAAUGCCAAAUCCGCAAUCCCAAUUUUAGCCGCCAGAGCGUGGCCGUUGUCCAGAACAUGGCAGUUGUUCAGAUUCACGCAUUGGUUGGAAUUAAAUGAUUCAACAUUUCAA
This is a messenger RNA of Drosophila biarmipes, 544 nucleotides long. RefSeq lists its product as uncharacterized. Lineage: Eukaryota; Metazoa; Arthropoda; Insecta; Diptera; Drosophilidae. Bases 149 to 412 code for a protein of 87 amino acids. The record is from RefSeq and is a predicted model, not a curated record. The transcript has a single exon.